AUCUACGUAGGAAAAGAAUUAUACUAACAAUAUAAUAAGGAAGUAAUGUAAUAAGGAAGGUAAUGAAGAAUACUCCGUAGUAUUCUAUUUCCUAAUACAUCUGUUUUUGGAGCACAGCAUCUGAUAAUGUAAACAGAAGGAAAAAAAGGGCAAAAAGCUGAAUACUUUUUCUUGUUUAUUGCCUCUUUUUAGAGCUCUGAACUUUUCCAAGGUCGUCAUCAAUGGCUUCCAGCGGUUGGAUGCGGCCGUUUCUGCUCUGCAUUUCCCUGUUCUUGGGCUUCUCCUCUGCCGCAGAUCCGACUGUGUUUCUUGACUAUGAGGUUUCUUACAUCACUGCUUCUCCUCUUGGCGUGGAGCAACAGGUCAUUGCUGUUAAUGGGAAAUUUCCUGGGCCUCCUAUGAACGUGACUACUAACAACAAUGUUAUUGUCAAUGUUCGGAACAAAUUGGAUGAAGAUCUCCUGAUGCAUUGGUCUGGGAUUCAAAUGAGGAAGAAUUCUUGGCAAGAUGGGGUUCUUGGAACCAACUGUCCAAUUCCUGCAAAAUGGAACUGGACAUACCAAUUUCAAGUGAAAGACCAGAUUGGCAGUUUCUUUUACUUCCCUUCACUGAAUUUUCAAAGGGCAGCAGGAGGUUUUGGUAGCAUCAUUGUUAACAACAGAGAUGUUAUCCCACUUCCUUUUGACACCCCUUAUAAGGACAUACCUAUUCUGAUUGGCGAUUGGUUCACCAAAAAUCACACGGCUCUGAGGAAAACACUUGAUGCUGGCAAGAGCCUUGGAAUUCCGGACGGCAUUCUUAUUAAUGGCAAAGGGCCUUACAGAUACAAUAGUUCUUUUGUCCCUAAUGGUAUUGACUAUGAAACCAUCACAGUCCAGCCCGGCAAAACUUACCGGCUUCGUGUGAGCAAUGUUGGGAUAUCGACGAGUUUGAAUUUUCGGAUUCAAGGUCAUAACUUGCUUCUAGCUGAGUCAGAGGGAUCAUACACAAUCCAGCAGAACUAUACUAGCUUAGACAUCCAUGUUGGACAAACAUACUCAUUCUUGCUCAGCACUGACCAGAACGCGAGUUCUGAUUACUACAUUGUCGCGAGCGCGAGGUUUGUGAACGAAACCAUUUGGAGAAGAGUCACCGGAGUUGCCAUUCUCAAGUACUCUAAUUCCAAGGGCGCGGCCCGCGGUCCUCUUCCGGACCCACCACAGGAUCAGUAUGAUAAAACCUUCUCUAUGAACCAGGCAAGAUCCAUAAGAUGGAAUGUGACUGCGAGUGGGGCUCGACCCAACCCACAAGGUUCUUUUAGAUAUGGUUCUAUAAAUGUGACCGAAGUCUACGUCAUAAAGAACAAGUCCCCAAUGAAGAUUGGAGGGAAACAACGAACCACCAUCAAUGGGAUCUCAUUUCAAAACACAAAGACCCCAAUAAGGCUCGCCGAUUGGUUCAAGCUCAAGGGGGUGUACAAGCUCGACUUUCCCGCGGGCCCACCACCCGCGGGCUCGCCUCCUCGGGUCGAGACAUCGGUCAUAAACGGGAGUUACAAAGGGUUCAUGGAAGUGAUACUGCAAAACAAUGACACUAAUGUCCACACGUAUCACUUGAGUGGAUACGCGUUUUUCGUUGUCGGGAUGGACUACGGGGAGUGGACGAACAAUAGCAGGGGAACUUACAACAAGUGGGAUGGGAUCGCGCGCACGACAGCACAUGUUUACCCGGGAGCCUGGACAGCAAUCUUAAUCUCACUGGACAAUGUUGGGAUCUGGAACCUGAGAACCGAAAACCUGGAUUCGUGGUAUCUUGGUCAAGAAACAUACAUCAGAGUUGUUAAUCCUGAGAUGACAAACAAGACCGAGUUGUCAAUCCCAGACAAUGUUCUCUACUGUGGCCUCCUUCAAAGCAAACAAAAGCCUCAAGAAGUGUCGUCGUUUGCGACUACGGGAAGGGAACCGAAAGUGGCGGUUGUCGUGGCGGCGAUGGUGUUUUCUGCAUUGGUUUCUUCUUUGUUCCUAUGAUUCCUGCAGAGUUGGGGUUUGGUUGUUGAGGACUGUACUUUUAAUUUUUUUAAAAAAAAGAGGAAAAUUGUUGGUGGUUAUUAACGUAGUAGAAUUUUUUUUUAAUUUCUCUGGUCAUUUGUCACCUUUAACAUGUGAGUAAUUUUUUUAAAUUCUCCAGUUGUAUUAAUUUUCUUCAGGGAUUUCAACAUUCUUUUAUGAGAACAAGGUGUGAUUUUUUUUGAAAGAUGUGAAGAAUUAGUUGAAGAAUGCACAAAUUUCAGUUUUCUAAGAGCACUGAAUUAACAUGGCAACUUGUUACACAAGUUGAGUUGAGCCAAAGAUUAAUCCCAUCCAAUUUGCACUCUAAGAAACCAUUUCUACUCUCAACUCUCUCUAGAGACAGUUAUAGAAAAAGAAAACAUACUUGCAGAUAUAAAUUGUACUAAAAUUACAUUACCUUUACAGAAUGGUUCUAUAUAUUAUUUGGAGAUCAGAGCAGUUACUUGUUAUCACAAAAGGCAGUGGCUUCAUCACAAAACCCAUCACGGUCCAGCAUUUUUUGCGGGGGAGAACUUAACAAAGGGGAGGACGGGCUACCAUAAGCGUUUCUUCGGGUAUUGCCACAGCCAAGACUGUUUCUGGUGCUAACCCCAGUCACCGGAUUCGUCCCACUUGCAUACUUGCACAGGGCCUACACCAACAUAUCAUCCAUAGUAAUAAAUUAAUAGUCGUGUA
Messenger RNA from Cuscuta campestris, 2723 nucleotides. NCBI's taxonomy places the organism in Eukaryota, Viridiplantae, Streptophyta, Magnoliopsida, Solanales, Convolvulaceae. The record is from the annotation of a GenBank genome assembly.